Messenger RNA from Exserohilum turcica Et28A, 3039 nucleotides. RefSeq lists its product as uncharacterized. Gene Ontology annotation, biological process: chloride transport; transmembrane transport. NCBI's taxonomy places the organism in Eukaryota, Fungi, Ascomycota, Dothideomycetes, Pleosporales, Pleosporaceae. The transcript has 3 exons. The record is from RefSeq and is a predicted model, not a curated record. Gene Ontology annotation, molecular function: voltage-gated chloride channel activity. The coding region runs from base 4 to 2778 and encodes 924 amino acids. Gene Ontology annotation, cellular component: Golgi apparatus; early endosome; membrane.
GCCAUGCCCAGGUCGACGCACUCGUCCCGCAGCGUCGACGACUACGACGCUGGCCAUGACUAUGGCUCCGCCGAGCGGCGCGAGGGGCAUGACACAUACAGCAGCACCACGCCCACGUCGCCGACCCUCACCUUCAGCGCCAUGCGGCACAUGCGCGCCUCCGACACCGACCUCGCCAGGUCCAGAGAGAGCGUCAAUGAGCGCACUGCCCUGCUGGGCGUGCCCUAUCUGCGCAGCGCCCGCUCCUACAAGAGCCUCCCCAACACGACGCCCGGCACCCCCCGCCCAGGCAUGACGCGUAACAACAGCCAGCUGCCCACGGGCUCCCGCAUGCGCUCCAGCAGGCGCGGCUCCAUGACGGGCGGCCACACCUUCAGCCAGCGCCUCGUCAAUGCCCUGGGCGAGCGCGGCCACGGCCUCGAGCAGAGCAUGCACUCGGCAAAGGCCUCGCUCUUCCAGGACGACCGUGUGUGGUACGACCAGUUCACGUCGACUGAUUGGGUCCACGACAACAUCGCCGAUGCAUACCGUGUCAAGGCGCUUCGCAGCAGAAAGGACAUCAGGGGCCGCCUGGCGGCUUGGUUCGACGGUGCCCAGGGCUGGGUGCUGGUCGCCAUCAUUGGCGUUCUGACCGCCGUCUGUGCCUAUGUCGUCAACACAACCGAGACCACGCUGUUCGACCUGAAGCAGGGGUACUGCACCGUUGGCUGGACCAAGAGCCACAAGACCUGCUGCGACGGUGCCUCCAUCUGCGACAAAUGGGUGCACUGGUCCGAGGCCGUCCGCACAGACAGGCUUGACGAUGUCCAGGCACAGUAUGGUUUCUUUGUACUUUCUGUCGUGCUCCUCUCCAUGGCUUCGUGCCUGCUCACCCUCACCACCAAGACAGUCAUCCCGUCCGCCGUUUCGCUCUCCACGCUUGACGAGAACCUCGGCGCAGAUGUCCGCACGUUCUCCGACGACGACGAUGACGAUGACCGCAAACGCAGCAUCAGUCCAGAGUCGAGGUUCCAGGAGGUGCAGGGCCGCCCGCCAAUGGUCUACUACUCUGCUGCAGGCAGCGGCGUGGCCGAAGUCAAGGUCAUUCUCAGCGGCUUCGUCCUCCACGGUUACCUGGGUGUGCGUACAUUGGUCAUCAAGACUCUUGCUCUCAUUCUCAGUGUGGCCUCUGGUCUCAGUCUCGGUAAAGAGGGUCCCUACGUCCAUAUUGCUACUUGCAUUGGAAAUAUUGCAUGCCGUAUCUUUUCCAAAUACAGCAACAACGACGGCAAGCGCAGGGAGAUUCUGAGUGCCAGUGCUGCUAGUGGUGUAGCCGUCGCGUUCGGCGCUCCCAUUGGCGGCGUCUUGUUUAGUCUGGAGGAAGUCAGCUACUACUUCCCAUCAAAGACGCUGUUUCGAACCUUCUUCUGUUGCAUUGCGGCGGCUCUCUCAUUAAAGUUCCUUGACCCAUACGGCACAAAAAAGAUUGUACUUUUCGAGGUGCGAUACCACUUGGACUGGAAAUUCUUCGAGCUGGCCACUUUCAUCUUCACUGGCGCCAUCGGCGGUGUGUUGGGUGCCCUUUUUAUCAAAGCAUCUCGAAUCUGGGCACGCACAUUCCGUCGCAUACCCAUCAUCAAGAAGCAUCCGCUGCUCGAAGUGUUCCUAGUUGCGCUCGUAACCGGUCUUGUCAGCUUCUGGAAUCGGUACACUAAGCUCCCCGUUACUGAGCUUCUUUUCGAGCUGGCCAGCCCCUGCGAUACUUACACCGAAGCUGGGGAUGGUCUAUGCCCGACGCUUGAGCACAUCCCUGGAGUGCUGAGGCUUCUCUUCUUCGCAUUCGUCAUCAAGGCUGGCUUGACUGUUGUCACGUUUGGAAUCAAGGUUCCCGCCGGUAUCUACGUACCUUCCAUGGUUGUCGGUGGUCUUGCUGGACGCUUCAUUGGCCACACCGUUCAGCUAGUUGCUCUGCGCUUCAGUCACCUUGGAAUCUUCAGCGAGUGCUCGCCCGACGGCCCCCCUGGCUCGUGUGUUGUUCCAGGUGUCUAUGCCCUGGUGGCAGCUGGAGCAACCAUGACUGGCGUUACCCGCCUUAGCAUCACGCUAGCUGUUAUUCUGUUCGAACUUACGGGAAGCUUGGACCAUGUCAUGCCCUUUUCUCUGGGUAUUCUUGUUGCCAAGUGGGUGGCGGAUGCCAUUGAGCCACUCAGCAUUUACGACCUCCUAACGGAUAUGAACUCUUACCCUUUCCUUGACAACAAGGUCCGACCAAUCUUCACCUCGGAACUCGGCGACAUCACUCCUGCAACAAGAGAUGACCACGUCAUCGACAUCUCCGAAGACUCUCUGAUCCCUGCAGUCGAACUUCGCGCGAAGCAGCGCGCGUUGCAGAUGGCAGGAGAGCUCGACGGAGGCCUGUCGAUUGUCAAGAACGGCACUCUGGUUGGACUCAUCCCUGCACCUGAUCUAGAGUUUGCUCUCGACAAGCUCGAAAAUGAAGAAAACACUCUCUGCCUAAUGUCCCCGCGGGUAGACUGGGCAGCAGGACGCGAGCCGCAUGACGAGGAGGAAGAAGAAGCCUACGACCCCAGUGACUUUACACCGUACAUUGACCCUGCACCAGUGGCGUUGGAUGUUCAUUCUCCAAUGGACCUAGUGUAUGAAUGCUUUGUCAAACUUGGAUUGCGUUAUAUUUGCGUGCUCAGAGAUGGCAAAUAUGCCGGCCUGGUUCACAAAAAGACUUUUGUCAAGUAUGUAAAAGAGCUCGAGGAGCAAGAAAAGAAAACGCGACACGCCUAAGUCUUGUGCUUGAUAAACUUUUGUUUUUUUCAUUUCUUCUUGCCUUGUUUUCAUACCCUCCCUAAAAUUUAGUCGACUUGUUCAAUUCUAAAAUACACGAGCGAUAUUCGCGGAUUGUUGCAUCUGAAAUGGCGUUGGAUGUUGGCUUCUUUUGACGCGGACGUAGGAGUAAAACAGGCGUUAGAUACGCUCUUCAAUUCUAACACACCGAACCAGGUUACAUGCCUGUUUUAGGGCCAUCGUUUCUUGGCAAGGAACGUC